Ornithodoros turicata is the source of this 2681-nucleotide messenger RNA. RefSeq names its product mitochondrial ribonuclease P catalytic subunit-like (gene mldr). Gene Ontology annotation, biological process: tRNA 5'-leader removal; mitochondrial tRNA 5'-end processing. Gene Ontology annotation, molecular function: protein binding; ribonuclease P activity. The coding region runs from base 142 to 1626 and encodes 494 amino acids. The transcript is spliced from 6 exons. NCBI's taxonomy places the organism in Eukaryota, Metazoa, Arthropoda, Arachnida, Ixodida, Argasidae. Gene Ontology annotation, cellular component: mitochondrion; mitochondrial ribonuclease P complex. The record is from RefSeq and is a predicted model, not a curated record.
CCCUUGCUUGUGAACGCGGUGGAGCAAACUGCCCGCUGUUUAACGAGAUGCACAAAUAAUUUGACGCAGCUUUGCGUUUAUCGCAUUUUAUCUAGUCAAGCUGAAAAUCGUGAAAAAGGAUGGCAGCGCUUUUUGUACGAGAUGCUCGUCCAACACGCUGGCCAUAGGUCGACACUGUCAGCGGACGAGUGGACAACUAUCAAAUCGACGCUCGUCAAAGAAAAGAAGAGAUUCACUUCCAACAAUUUCGAUGCAUCUGUCAUGCUCUGCCUUGCUUCCAAUGGAAAUUAUGACCUUUCAAGGUCUUUCAUCGAAUUUUUGCGUAGUACAGGCAACGGGCCGAGCAAUAUCACACUGUCGUACUACAUGUUGCAAUGUGAAGACGAAAGUGAAAUCAUCGCUUGCUACGAGAGCAUCAAGAAAAGAGGGACCAAUAUGUUGGACCCGCAAACUAGAGACAGAGUGGUGAAGAGUCUGUGUAACACAAAGCUGUGGAGAGAGAGUUUGUCCCUGAUAGACGAGUUCAAGAGCAUCUCUCUGCCAUCUGCAUAUACAUUAAUUGCAAUUUCCGAUGCUGCAUUUCGCGAUGGGGAUUUUGAAACUGCUUGGAAAAUGCUUCAAGGAGGCACUGAACUUCAACAGGACGAAGGUUCGAGUGCUAUGGUGGCUUGCGUUCAAGCUGCUACCAAACUUCUGGAAAACGGCAAAGCUGACGAAGCUAAAAUACUCAUAUCCAAGUUGUUACAAUUACUUUCAUGCAAGGAACUUGUGCCGUCAGAACAGGUAGCGGUUGCACUCAAGGAAUACUUCGAAAAGCAAGACAGAACACAGUGGCAGGUGACGUUUUCAGAGGUUAGCAGGCAAGGCACGUGCUCCUCUUGCAUGCGCAAAUUGGAACAGGAUGUGCUUACGGCAGAAGAAUUCGCAGAGCUGCGUUCUGCCGUGUUAAACAGCGUAAUGAAAGGCUUCGACCUCUUCAUCAACACGACACCGGAGGAGCUUAGUGCAUUCGAAAGCUUUAUGCGGAAGAGAGACCCGUAUGAUGUUGUUUUAGAUGGACUAAAUGUUGCAAUGCAAGGGACAAGAACUCCAAAAGAAAGGGCCAUGAUAUUGCUGAAGGUUGUAGAGCACUACGCUAAACUCGAAGGGAAGAGGGUCCUCGUGAUUGGUCGGAAGCACAUGAUGUCGUGGCCGCGGAAUACGAUGCGAAAAAUAAAUGGCCUUGCAACGUGCUAUUUCACCGAAGACAUAUCGGAAGACGACCCGUUUCUCCUGUGCGCCGCCGUUUUGUGCGGACCCCACGCGGUCGUCGUUUCUAGGGACCUUCUCAGAAACCACAACUUCAAGCUCAAGAAUGUUGGCCUGAACUCGGUUUUUCAAAGAUGGCAAAAAAGCCACCAAGAAGUGCUUUUCUGGAAUUCUGGAAAAAUGACAAUUCUGAAACCUCCGCAGCACCGGCUGGUUGCACACGGAAGCGACAGAGAAGGCUGGCACAUACCGUACAGCAGUGGGGUGGAACUACAGCCGUACGAAAUUCGAAGGACUUGGUUGUGUAUCAGGAGGAUGGCAGAUGACAACAAGCAGUUGGGUGCAAGGAGGAAAUUGGUUCCCUCCACAGAUAGAUGACUAUGUAGAAACUGUGUAAUAUAGGUACUGUGGCUGUACAUACAGAGUGGACAGUUCAGCAUAGCGAAAAUAAUUUAAAUUGCCAUAACACACGUCGAAUGUGGUGAUCUGUAUGGGAUUACGUCAACAUGAAGAGUACUGUACUGAACUUACAAGAAUUGCUUGUAUACUUAGUAUGUGUGUGUAUAUAAUAUGAUGUGUUUCUUAAUGAAUUACUGAUACAGGGUGAUGCACAAUUUUAGGAGAAACUUGCACACCUGAAUAACGUAGUAAAUAUUACAACCCUUGAACUAUGCAAUGCUACGUUGUACUCUCACAUAAUGCGAUUGAAAAGAGAAAAAACCAAACCAUAAGAAACUGGAUGCUUUACACUUUAUGAGUGCACAAAUGAUUGUGACCAGAUGAUUGAACUAACAACCACUUUACUUGAAUGAUGAUUGCAUCAGAUUCUGCUUUGCUAAUCCUAUCCUCCAAAGCAACUCUUGGGAUUAUGGAAAGCCCAAAGGAAGUGUAUCUCACAAAUCCAGCACCACACGUUAUACUCAUCGUGCAAGAACACAAGGCGCAUGUUGAGCAAACUGUAAAUACAUUUUAUUCCAAUGGCUCCUGCAUAUAUUGCAAACACAAUUCAGUAUGACAAUCACAUACCUCACAAUGAGAUUAUAACACCGGACAACUGAGAAAGCAGCUAUAUUAUCAUUUGUUGCUGUAUUGAUUGAACAUGUCUUCGUACACCAGAAAAACGAUGGUAUAUUUCUAUAUUGCUACGCUAAAACAGAAAACCAGUGCUAACAGAUCUUGAAUUCCUGCUAAAUAAAUGCCGAGAUACCAGCUCCUGCACAAAAAUAUUCUAGGUCUUCAAACGCAUAAAAUGAACUAUAGAAAGUAUACUCGAAAAACAAUAAGGUCAACAAUAACAUGAAACAUGUAUAUAUUGGAAAUGGCAAUCAAAAGGCAGAUGGGUACUGGCGGGACUGCGCAAAAUAACACACUAUGGCCGAGAAGCGCUUACGAACUGCCUAUGCGACAUAUACGGAAACAAAAAGAGAACAAAA